CUUUGAUUUCGUCAUUUGUGAGAUAUCAACAAAGGAUGUGUCCAAUUUCCGUUGCGUAAUUUGUGAUUCCUUUCUUUCUUCGAGACCGAUAUCGAUAUUAGUUCAUCGCUCCUUUAUUUUUUGUUUCAAUUUUUAAUAAUUAUGUCCUAUUUUCUUUUAUAGUUUCAGUCCACUCAAAACUUCAUUGUAAUCUGUUGGGUAUUCUAACCUCUUCUCACUGAUUUCCCAUUCCUCACAGUAUUUAUUGCCGAUAACAUUAAACCGUCAGUAUGCUAAUCAAGCAACCCGAUCUCAAACCUCAUGAAAAUAAUGGACUGUUCUUUGAAGUAGACCUGAAAAAACCAGAGAUGGAUAAUAAACCGAUCCGUAGGGCUGUAUGGCGUAGUCCCACAUUUAUAGCAGCCACGGUACUUUUUAUUCUCACUAUGAUAAUCCUCUUACUACCAUACUUGCACAUUCAAGAUUUGAUUGCUAAUUCUGAGCUUCAAGGACUUGUAGGUUGUGAUGCAGCGUAUGAUCCGGCAGGAAGUUUCUCUCCUGGUUGUCGGGGUUCGUUGGUUGAAUCUAUUCCAGUUGGCUUAACGUAUGAUAACAAUUCAGUCUCCUUUCCAUCAACUUUUGAAACAUGGUACGAUAUGAUUGAAAGAGCUAAUAGCACUAUUGACAUAGCCUCUUUCUAUUGGUCUCUGCGGAAUGAUGAUGUCAUAUCAGAGCCUCAUCCAUCUUCAAAACUGGGUGAAAUGAUUUUUCAAAGUAUCAUUAGAAAAGGUCAACAGAAAAAUGUCAAGAUUCGAAUUGCACAGAAUCUCCCAAAUAGCAAAUCAUCAAACUAUGACACUGACUUUCUUAAAGAGCAAAAUCUUGCUGAAGUCCGUCAUUUAGAUUUCUCAAAGCUGGUUGGAGCAGGAAUCUUACACACAAAAUUCAUCAUUGUCGACAGGAGAGAGUUUUAUCUGGGCAGUGCAAAUAUGGAUUGGAGGUCACUCACGCAAGUUAAAGAACUAGGAAUUGCAGUACGCAAUUGUCCUUGUUUUGCAGAAGAUCUGAGAAAAAUAUUUGAAGUUUAUUGGACUUUAGGUGAGGAGAAUGCUGUUGUACCCCCAGAAUGGCCACGUUCUUUAGCUACUAUCUACAACAAAGACACUCCGUACCAGUUCAACUUAAAUGGCGAUUUGUACCCAGCGUAUCUCUCUAGUUCACCUCCCAUAUUUUGUCCAGAGGGCCGAACAUGGGAUGUAGAGGCUGUUAUAGAUGUAAUACGCGGUGCCAAGAGGCAUAUCUACAUUGCUGUAAUGGAUUAUUUGCCAUUAUUCGCAUACUCCCGAGACGCCAAAUUUUGGCCUGUCAUAGAUGAUGCUCUGAGAACUGCUGCUUUGAAGAGGGUUGAGGUGAGGCUUUUAAUAAGCCAUUGGAAUCAUACUCGCAGUGAAAUUAAAUAUUUUUUGAAAUCUCUAGUUGAUUUAACUGGCAUCAAAAAAAAUGUUGUGAUCAAAGCAAGGUUCUUUCAAGUGCCAAGCACCGAUGAAGAAAAGAGAAUCCCAUUUUCACGUGUCAAUCAUAACAAAUAUAUGGUUACCGAUAACGCUGUAUUCAUUGGAACAUCAAACUGGUCAGCUGAUUACUUUGUCAACACUGGUGGUGUGAGCUUAAUAGCCAAGCAGAAGCCUGAUGAUGAUCGGUCGGGAAGUCUCAGAGAUCAGUUAGAAUCUGUCUUCUUAAGGGACUGGGAAUCGGAGUAUGCUUACGACAUCGAUACAGUUAAUGGAGCCGCUUAACCAAAGAAUGCACCUAUGAUGUCCUUGGAUGAACACCGCAAGUGACCUUUAUUCAUCAUUGUUUGUUCCUCGAUAGAUAUCUGGCAUCCAUAUUAUUUUUUAGAUUUCAGUUUAUUUUUUUUCUUUGUUUUGAGUCCAAAAGUCAUGUUCCAAGAAUGGGUAUUAGUAUGAUCUGUUUAUGAAAAUAAAACUUGAUAGCAAGGUCAGUAAAACGGGAAACAUUUACUACGGUACAUCAGAUAUACAGCAAGUUUAUGUUGUCAUGAAAAUUGAGUGUUUGAGGCUCUUAAUUGGUAGGCUGAUUCUUAUAAGAAUUUAGCUCAUUUUAUUUUUCCUGAAAACUUUUUCAGAAAUCGUAAACUGUGGUGAGAAUCUGGUAGAAUAUCCGUGUAGAAAGAGUAUGGACAUGCUGGUAAUUUUGGAGUUUAGGUCAUGGAGCCGAUAGGGUCCAAAAGAGCAGCAAACCGAUGAACUUAAUGUAUCCAGAGUGAUUCAUUAUUACAAUUGUUACGACCUGUCAUUUGUAAAGCAAGCAUUUGACUCAGCUUUUCCAUAAGUUUAUUCACUAUUGCUGAAGGUAGCUCAUUUAUGAACAUUCUUGGCCAUCUUGGUUUGAUAUUGCGAUCUGAAGAUUGGUAGCAGGAUUUUUCUAGUGCUAGUGCCUGGAGGUAGGUUGGCUGGCCUUUGAUGCCCUAAGAGCUCCAUGUUUUAAAAUGUCUAUUCGUUCCUUAUACAGAUCUUCUAAAAUGUAGUGUAAUAAAAAUCUUAACUGGCAUGAUUUGUUAAUCAGUGUUUGAAACUCGGCAUGAAGUCUUAGCAGCCAUUUGGCCUGCAACUUUUUUUCUUAGGGGCCAAAAUGAAAAAUUGCCCUUUCGAAAUGUUUUGAGUCAGGAAUACGCUGAUAAAUCUCAAAAACGGAGUUUAACAAUGAUUUUCUUAGCGGCCAAAAGCGAUUUCUUACCGGCAAAUUUCUGUUUGGCCAGCGUGCGUUUCAAACACUGUUGGUCAAUGCAUCUUAGCGUAGUAUCAGUAGAAGUAGUCCACCCAAACUGUCCAUGGAAAGAGCUGUGGUUUACAGUCAUCAGAGGUAGCUGUUCGUGAAGUAUUCCCCACAUGGCUUAUGAUGCUAAAUCCUAAUCAACUUUGCUCAACAUAUUUUUGUGCGUUUUUUAUAUAUUUUGAUUUACUUUUUACCUCUGUUUAAAUAUUGUGGCAAAAAGAGACCUUUAGUCUGUAUGGAUUUAUUUUGUGCGAAAUAUUUAGUGAAUAAAUUCCUGUUUGUUGGUGAGGAUGAAAAGUGUUAGCAAGAAUUUUAAAAUAUUUUUUUGUAACUUACUGUUUAAUUCAAUUGUUCUAUCAAAAAAGCAAAUAUCAUGAGGGUUGGUCAGUGAAGAUUGGUAUUGCCAACCCGCCAAUGAGUAAUGAUACUAACUUAAUUGAUAAAACAGGUGAUGAAGCUGUCUGUAAAUUUACAGGCCACAAUGCAGAAAAUUAUUGGGAUUCAAUCGACUGUGACUUUUUGUAAGCAGCAGACUCUUUCAGCUCUUAUAAUAGCUUUAUGGACUGACUCAUCGAUUUUAGUUUUUCAUAUUGGUGGUUUGAUUGUUUGAUAAAAGGCCCAAACGAGUCCAAAUUGCCAGGAAGCCCCGGUUUGUCUGUAUCCAUGAUCUAUGUGGUUGCAGUUUCGGAAACUCAAUGCCUUACUGCAGUUGAAUUAUUUCAUUAUUUGUCAGUGAUUGGUAGCAGUGCUCGAACCAGAUUUUAUAUAAUCAUUUUAAUCUGACGUAUUUGCGCACAGAACACUAGACCGAAACGAAGUGUGAGUGCAUAGUUGUAAAAAAUCAAAGCAAAUCAGGGUGAUAAUCUUCCUCUUUGCAAGUCUUCUAUGCAGUCACUUUUGAUUGAUUCCGACGAGUUUGUGCAUUUUGGUCUGUGAAAUUGUAGAUUAAUGUUCUAUCACCUACCCAGUCUAUGAUCCGGCUUAGCCCAAGUCCUUAUUGAACAGUCAUCAUACUUUUCUGGAAGAAUGUCUGGGUUAUGUUUUAUUUAAAGUAUGUAUUCUGUUAUUUUUUAAUAAUUUUUUUAUCCUUACAGCGAUAAUAUUUUUUUUAAAAUCUUCGAUGCCCUUAAAGCUUCUAUAAAUGGGUCCUUGGAACUACACAGAGGUAUACCUUCUAACUCUUCUCCAUAAAUAUUUUACGUGAGAUAGGGUAACGGAACAUAAGCUCAACUGUGUGGGAAGUAGUCAUUGUAGCCGCAUGAACACCAACUGUUAAGUUAAGAAUUACAAAUAUUUUUCUCUGUAUUUUAGGAGUCCAUUGCAAAAGACAGAAUUUUUUAUGAUUAAGGGUCUCCAAUCAGUUGGCAAGUUUUCUCUUUUUUUUGCCAGAAAUUAGCUUGUAUUCUUCCGCCCUCUCGUGAUUUUAUGCAACUGUCUUUAAGUCGCUAAACUAGUAUUUUAGCUUUAAUCAAAGACAUAAAUACACCCGCAUCCACUUUUAUAGUAUCCCUAUGCUUAUUUUUCCUCCUUUUAAAAAUUUUUUUGUACCUUCGAAAGUGAAAAAAUUAUAAUUAAAUAAAAUAAAAAUACUUGUGAUAGUCAAUUUAGAUUAAUAUUCUUGUGUAAAAAUCGGAGUGAUUUCAUUUCUCUCUUCUUAGCUGUAUUAUGUUUUUAUGUAUUAAGUAAUUUGGACUGUGUAGAAAAAAACAAUAUUUUUGCCAUGACUUCUUUUAACCUGAUAAAAUUGUUAUUGUAAAAGCCAACUAAUUUUUUUUUUUUUAAUUGCAGUCUUUUUAAUUUUUUAUCGUGUGAGUGGUUUUUUUUCUUUUUUGGAAGUUAUCUAGUUUUAGAAUUUUUAUGAUGAUGAGAAUCUCCAUGAAAAAUGAACACACAGCACAGAAAAACAGCUAGACUUCUAAACUAUUAUGGGUAAUAAUGCGAUAAAUAGAAAAUACUUAAGUGAGCUCAUGUCCUGUUCAACCUCAACAGUGCAAAUCAUUCUUUGAGUGCAAAUGAGUCUCCUUCUGAUGUCUUUUGUACAGUUUUACCCAGCUCUCUUGACCUGUUGAAUGGUCAAUGAAGUGUUCUGCAAGUCUAGCUCCAUCAUGUGUGGAUAGUUACUUUUUUACAUUAUCCAUCGGUAUGUUUUAUUCAUUUUGUUCUCUCUCCUAUUUGUUACUUUUUGUUUGUACAUAUAACACCUAAGUGCAUGAAUUUUUACUAAUAAAAAUUAGCUCUGUUUGCCUUAAUCAUUGAUAAAGGUUCUCCUUCAUUUUAUAACAAGUGUUAAGAUGAACAAUUUUCUGUAAAACUGUAAACGUAUUUUCAUGUCUUUCAAUCUUUAUAAAUUUUAAUUUCUCCAAAA
Molecule: messenger RNA, 5140 nt
Organism: Bemisia tabaci
Lineage: Eukaryota; Metazoa; Arthropoda; Insecta; Hemiptera; Aleyrodidae
Product: 5'-3' exonuclease PLD3
Molecular function (GO): catalytic activity
Source: RefSeq, a predicted model, not a curated record